Salvelinus namaycush (lake trout) is the source of this 795-nucleotide messenger RNA. RefSeq names its product CD40 ligand-like. Lineage: Eukaryota; Metazoa; Chordata; Actinopteri; Salmoniformes; Salmonidae. The record is from RefSeq and is a predicted model, not a curated record. Bases 1 to 795 code for a protein of 264 amino acids. Gene Ontology annotation, molecular function: tumor necrosis factor receptor binding. Gene Ontology annotation, biological process: immune response. Gene Ontology annotation, cellular component: membrane. The transcript is spliced from 5 exons.
AUGAUCAACAUGUACCAGACCAACCUGCCUCCACCACCGAUCCCCCCCCGGCUAGGCUCUGUCAAGUCAGCACCAGGCCCGGGCCACAACAAACCUCUCCUCGGGUUCCUCAUUGGUAUGAUAGUGCUCCAAAUGCUGCUACUACUGGGGGGAUUCACCUACCUGUACCACAAGGAAAACAAGUAUGACGAGGACUUUGAACACAAGUACCUGGAUGACAUGAUUGUCCUGAGGAGACUUGGGGAGUGUGAGAAAGACAGCCAGUCAAUGCUGGACUGUGAGAAGCUUGUGGAGAAAUACAAAAACAUAAUGGAAAAGGUCUCAGAAGUGGAAGGAAAAGCUGUCAAACUCACUGGGGGUUUGCUCUCGAAUGGAGCCAUGGCACGCAUGAUAGUCAAGCAACCUGUGGUUGGUGCACUCCCUUCAUCAAAGUAUCUGGAGUGGAACAUAGGCCACUCAGUGCUGAGGAACGUCCAGUACUUCAAGUCCAGCUGGCUGAAGGUUCAGCAGUCUGGAGACUACGACAUUUACUCCCAGGUGGCCUUCUCCAAAUGGCACCCCAAAACCCCUCUGGCCAGCCGGGUGAAGCUGAGGAAGGGGGAGACAGGAGAGGAGAAGAACCUGAUGACAGCCUACUGCAGCCUGGGGGACCAGAAUCGUACAGACGUGUGUACGGCCUUCCAGGGAGGAGUGUUUAGUCUGGAGCCUGAAGACCAGAUCUCUGUGUGGGUGACGGACCCCAGCCUGGUCAACUAUGAGGAGGGGACGACCACCUUUGGAUUAUAUAAACUGUAG